Hypomesus transpacificus is the source of this 1105-nucleotide messenger RNA. It is a transcript of the gene lrrc69, whose product is annotated as leucine rich repeat containing 69. Lineage: Eukaryota; Metazoa; Chordata; Actinopteri; Osmeriformes; Osmeridae. Gene Ontology annotation, molecular function: protein binding. The record is from RefSeq and is a predicted model, not a curated record. The transcript is spliced from 8 exons. Bases 53 to 1102 code for a protein of 349 amino acids.
CUGUUGGAAAAUGUAACUUGUUUUACAGGUGAAUAGUUAGAUAGGCUAUCCAAUGGCUGAGAACGUGGUUAUUGGAGCAUUAAAAGCUAAUUCAAAAUCGUUCAAUCUGAGCUCGAAGAAGAUAAAGCACGUUCCAAAAUCCGUUUCAAAAUUAACAAAUCUUUCAAAACUACAGCUUAGUAACAAUUGGCUCACAACUUUGCCUGUGGAACUACAGUCUUUGCAACACUUGACAGAAUUGAACUUGGGAAAUAACACUUUGGAGGAAAUUCCAUCUGUUGUGGGGUACUUGACCUCCUUGAGAAAACUCUACCUAUUUGGAAACCAAAUCACGUCAUUGCCUCCGGCUGUGUUGGGUGGACUCCCUAACUUGGUUAUUCUCAAUCUGAAUCACAACUGCAUUCAGUUCCUGCCAUCAGCAAUAGACAGGCUGGUUAGACUUGAGACCCUCAGUGUGACCGACAACAGAUUGGAGGAGAUCCCUGUGGAAUUGUGCUCUCUUGAUACACUUGUGGAGAUCAACUUGACCAAUAACAAUUUGAUCCGAUUGCCGCAACAGCUCUACAACUUGUCACGUUUAUCCAGGUUAUACCUGGCCAGAAACAAGCUUAAAGUCUUACCAGAGGGUAUUGUAUCCUGGUCUAGUCUUACAAUCCUGGAUGUGGCUGGCAACAAUUUAUCAAUGUUUCCCGUUAAUUUUCAGCUCAUGCACUUGAGGAAGCUGCACUGUGAGGAUAACAACUUUGUGCCCUGUGAACCGAUUGAGUCUGUGCAAGAGGUGGAGGUGCUGUCAUUAAAGGAGCAGGCUGCCAGGUUGAUCCUGGUGGAGGACAGGGACCAGUUUUCCGUGGUCCACGAGGCCCUGCUCUGCCACCCCACCCUGGCCAGCACGCUGGGGGGCUGGGGCCUCUGUGGCCUCUGCUCCCUGCCGUUCCUGACCACCUGGCUCGAGUGCGUCCACUUCAUCAACCUCCACAAGGACAUGCAGAUGAGGAGUCACCAGACCAUUCCAGUUCGUGUGCUUCUCUGUUCAUAUAAGUGCUUCAACAAGAGUGGACACUCCUUCUAUGGUGUCGGCUCUGUAGAGAGAGAAGAUCAUUAAAAG